Messenger RNA from Culex pipiens pallens (northern house mosquito), 810 nucleotides. RefSeq lists its product as uncharacterized. Lineage: Eukaryota; Metazoa; Arthropoda; Insecta; Diptera; Culicidae. The record is from RefSeq and is a predicted model, not a curated record. Bases 211 to 732 code for a protein of 173 amino acids. The transcript has 2 exons.
UUUCACCCGAUAGAAGAAACCGAGAGUGAAAUGAGCCCAACCAUGGCACCUUACAACAUCUCUCCGAGCCACCGGUGACGACAACGUUUAGAGUGUAACUUAAAACGGUGUUUUUGAUAUAAAAACUAGACCUCGCCGUUCCAAACGACAUCACUCUACGGCGAUCAUUUCUCACCGGUGGACAACCUCCCAAGUUUGAGCUUUGAAAACAUGAAGGCGUUCAUCGUGUUGUCCGUGGUCCUGGCCAUCGCCUUCGGCGCGGCAGUCGACACCUCCAACAAGGAAAAGCGUGGCCUGUGGGAGGUCAACGAUCAUCACGGUCUGGACGGGGGUUUCGAACACCAUGGAGACGUGCACCACCACAAGGAGGUCAUCACCAAGAAUGUGCAUGUGCCGUACCCGGUGGAGGUCGAGAAGCACGUCCCAUAUCCGGUGAAGGUCCCGUACCCGGUUGAGGUCGUCAAGAAGGUUCCGUUUGUGGUGGAGAAGAAGGUCCCGGUCUACGUCGAGAAGAAGGUGCCGGUUCAUGUUGAUCGUCCGGUUCCGUACCCAGUUGAGGUCAAGGUCCCCGUUGUCCACAAGGAGUACGUCGAAGUGCCCAAGCCUUACGCAGUUCAUGUCGAGAAGCCCGUCCCGGUGUACGUGAAGAAGCCGGUCUACAUCGAGAAGCACGUCCCGGUCACCGUGCAGAUUAAGGAAGUGCACAAGAAGAAGCACUGGGGAUUGUUUUAGAAACUAAAUGUAUGUUAAGAUUAUUUUAUAGAUUAUGCACCGAUGAAAUACACUAAUGUCCUAAGCUUGCUUUAAAAA